GUUGGUCGAAAAGACGACUAAACGAUGCUGGACUGUCCAUUGAAGCGGAUAGGAUAACAUUUGAUUUACUCACCUAAACGGGGGCUGUCUACCGAAAAGAAUGGACAUCAAAAUUAUUGGCCCAUGCCUCUUACUCUUUCUCGCCUUUCCGCAUUGCUCGUCACGGCCAUGCUUAGAUCCGCUCAUCUCUCCUCUCUAUGCGUCCUCUUUCCAUGCAUCCUCUAGAUAUAAUUUUCUUUACUCUGCACACUUUGCCAAACUUUAUGGGAGCAGUGGCUGGUCUCCGUCCCCUCGGGACAGGCAGCCAUGGAUGCAGAUUGACUUGGGGAGGAAGUAUCGUAUCAUGGCUAUUGCUACUCAGGGUACCUUCAACUCCUAUGAUUGGAUCACCAAAUACAUGCUGCUGUAUGGUGACCGAUUUGACUCAUGGACUCCAUAUGUUAUGAAAGGAGGCAACAUGACGUUGCCUGGCAACUGGAAUUACUACCAGGUGAAGAGGAACGUCUUUCAUUAUGCAUUCACUGCCAAACAUCUGCGUAUCUACCCCAUGGGAUGGAACACUGACAAUGGAGGCAAGAUCGGCCUUCGGCUAGAGGUCUAUGGCUGCCCUUACGACUCAUAUGUGAUGCAGUUUGAGGGGGAUGACAUGGUGGCAUACUCAUUCCCAAGAGGCCGGAUGAGGACACUUCAGGACCACUAUGCUUUGAACUUUAAGACCCUGGAGAAGGAUGGCAUACUUCUGCACAGUGAGGGCCUUCAGGGAGACUCAAUCACUCUAGAGCUGAAGACUGGACGGCUCUACUUACACAUUAGCCUUGGGAGCAGCACGGUUCACAAAACAAAUGGCAUGACCACAAUGAGGCUGGGCAAUCUAUUGGACACCCAGCACUGGCACUACGUCACCAUCAAACGCUACGGCCGAGAGGUUAACUUCACCCUGGACAGUCAGACUGAGACCACCAUCCUGAAUGGAGAGUUCCAAUACCUCGAUCUGGACAAACAGAUUUAUGUUGGCGGGGUGAUUGAGAAAGAUGUGCCCCACCUACCUGGUAAGGUAAACUUCCGUGGCUGCAUGGAGAACAUCUUUAUCAAUGGAAUCAAUAUAAUCUACAAUACAAAAUACCAGGAGCCUGAAAUUCGACUUGCUCCUAAAAAGACAAAGAUGCAUUAUACGUGCCGUGACCUCCUCUGGAAGCCCAUGACCUUUGCAGGGCCCAACAACUACCUGCAGCUACCUGGGUUCUUCCGGAAGAACCGUCUGGCGGUGAAGUUUAAGUUCCGCUCCUGGGACUACACAGGGCUGCUGAUGUUCACCAGGUUUGCAGAUGAUUUGGGCUCUCUGGAGCUGGGAUUGAGUGAAGGACAGGUCAACGUCACUCUUAUGCAACCUGGGAACAAGAGAUUACGCUUUGCUGCAGGGUACCGUUUAAACGAUGGCUUCUGGCACACGGUUGACCUGACUGCCAAAGACAACUUGCUAACCAUCACUAUUGACGAGGACGAGAGUUCACCGCUGAAGAUCACCAACCCCUUCAUAGUUCGCACAGGAGACCGCUACUUCUUUGGUGGUUGUCCCAAAACAAAUAACACGGUUCGGUGUGUUACCAAGCUGUCUCGCUUCCACGGCUGCAUGCAGCAGAUCUUUAUAGAUGAUGAGCCAGUAGAUAUAGAUGUCAUGCUGCAGAGGAAAUGGGGCAGAUACGCUGAAGUGCUGCUGGGCACUUGCGGGAUCACUGAUAGGUGCUCUCCAAACCCUUGUGAACAUGAAGGCAGGUGUAUUCAAUCCUGGAAUGACUUUUUGUGUAUAUGUAACAACACAGGCUACAAGGGGGAAGUUUGUCAUAACUCGGUGUACAGAGAGUCAUGUGAAGCCUACAGACUGAAUGGAAAGUACUGGUCAGGCAACUACACCAUAGAUCCAGAUCUGAGCGGUCCUCUGAAGCCUUUCACUGUUUACUGCAAUAUGUUACAAAAAUCAUGGACCGUAAUUGAGCACAACCGUAUGAAGAGCACCAAGGUGAGCGGAUCCACUCUGGAUCGGCCAUAUAUUGGAGGAGUCCAGUAUGCAAAUGCAUCGUGGGAUGAAGUCACUGCUUUAGCAAACACCUCCUUAUACUGCGAACAGUGGAUUGAGUUCUCAUGCUACAAGUCACGCCUCCUCAAUACUCCACAUGGAAGACCUUAUACUUACUGGAUUGGUCGCCAUAAUGAGAGUCAUGAAUACUGGGGCGGAGCUUUCCCUGAGAGUGGAAAAUGUGGAUGUUCGAUCAAUCAAACCUGCACUGACUCCAAGUACUGGUGCAACUGUGAUGCUGACUACCGCCAAUGGCACUCAGACAAGGGCUACCUGUCAUUCCGAGAUCACCUGCCAGUCAGAAGGAUUGUCAUAGGGGACACUAACCGCACUGGUUCAGAGGCUCACUACAGUGUUGGGGCACUGUUUUGCCACGGAGACAGGAGUAUCUGGAACACUAUAGGCAUCACCAAGCCCACCUAUCUGACCUUCCCUACCUUCAAGCCUGGCACCAGUGCCGACAUCACAUUUCACUUCAGGACUUACCGCACUAAUGGAGUGUUUCUGGAAAACUCAGACGAUCACCUUCGGAAUUUCAUCCGAAUAGAACUCAACUCCACAACUGAGGUGGUAUUCAUUUUCAUGGUGGGUGACGGCAUCAGGAAUGUGACCCACCGCUCUCCUAAACCUCUCAACGAUAACGAAUGGCACUAUGUGGAGGCUGAAAUCAAUGUGAAAUUGGCACGUCUCAAAGUUGAUUUUUUCCCUCCUGCCAUACACAAGUUCCCUGGCCAGACUUACAUCACCAUGAAGUUCACACAACCCCUGCUUGUAGGUGCGGCAAAUCAUACUUUAAGGCCUUUCCUGGGUUGUUUGAGGGGGCUUCGGAUGAACGGGGUUCCUGUGGAUUUGGAGGGGAAGGUUGACGAGAAGGCUGGAAUAAGGAGGAACUGCACUGGAGCAUGUCUGAACGUCUCAAUACCGUGUCGAAAUGGAGGCCAGUGCAUUGAUGGGUAUGCUUCAUAUGCCUGUGACUGCAAUAACACAGCCUUCGACGGCUAUUACUGUCACUUAGAUAUCGGGGCAUUCUUUGAUGUGGGAGCAUGGCUACGCUAUGACAUCCGUAAAGAGCCGAUUUCCUUUGAUGCAUGGUGGGCAAACUUCUGGAUUGAGCCUCACUGGCACAACUUCACCCUUGGAUACAACACAACAACUGAUGACAUAGAGUUCAGCUUCAGCACACUAGAGGCCCCAGCUGUGCUGCUGUAUAUCAGCUCCUUUGGCAAUGAUUACAUCGCUGUCCUGCUCAAGAAAGAUGGUACAUUAUCUCUGAGGUACCGGCUUGGCAUAAUAAGCUAUAAAUUUAAGUUGACUGAUAGAAACAUGGCAGACGGCUUCCCUCAUUUUGUAAACAUCACACGACACAACUACACCAUAUGGACACAGGUGGAUUACAUGGAUCCAUGGAUUGAGAAGUUAAUACCAGGAGAGAUUCCCAGAUUUGACUCACCAAAGUCUAUAUUCCUGGGCAGAGUCAUGGAGGUGGGAGGUGUAGAUUACGAAAUUCAGAGGCACAACAGUCCAGGAUUUAUGGGCUGUAUAUCAGGGGUCCGCUAUAACAUCUUCGCCCCGCUGAAGGCUUACUUCCGACCCAAUGUAACUAAUCCACCCGUGACAACUCAAGGCUAUGUGGUGGAGUCUAACUGUGGAGCUUUUACCCCUGUCUUAGGAUAUGUCCCUUGGGAGGACGACCCCUGGUUCACUGGGCUGUUCUUCUAUUACAUUCAUGAUGAUGUGACCCCACCUUGGAUGACAUUAAUCGUGACCGUGUCUCUAAUGCUGCUGUUCCUGAUCCUGUACGGCCUCUACAUUUACCUGUACAGGUAUAAAGGUAGUUAUCACACUAAUGAACCCAAACAGCUGGAGUCUCCCAGCUCCGCUCGGCCCCUCACUGACACUCUGCGCAAGGAUAGAAAGAACCUUCCAGAAAUAGAGGAGGAGAGUCCCAAUGAGUAACACACAACUACAGAAUGAGAGAUGACUGGAUGAAAGGAGGUGAAGAAGGAGGACUAAGUAACAAAAGGGAUUUUUUUAUUUAUCUUUGCAUUUAUGGUAAUGUAACAGUAUAUUUAUUUUUCUGUCCCAUCAUUUUUUACAGUGUAAUCUGAUUAUUUGGUGCUUUUGGAAGGGUUCAGACCAAGCAGGCUAGAGACAAUUUACCAUCCAGUCAAUGAACGCUGGCAGUGCAGUUCAACUGAAGUGCCUCAGCAACAUUACAGGAAACUUUGAAACUACAUAACACUACAAAAAAUAUAUUUUCUUAAUCAGUAUUUUUCUUGUUUUCCUGUAAAAAUAUCUAAACAUCCUUAAAACAAGUUACAUUUACUUAAGAUAUUAAGACUUAUAUUUAUUUGUCUU
Messenger RNA from Xyrauchen texanus (razorback sucker), 4432 nucleotides. RefSeq names its product contactin associated protein 1 (gene cntnap1). The record is from RefSeq and is a predicted model, not a curated record. Lineage: Eukaryota; Metazoa; Chordata; Actinopteri; Cypriniformes; Catostomidae. Bases 101 to 4030 code for a protein of 1309 amino acids. The transcript has 24 exons.